AUGCGGGGAUCUGAGGCAUCGGGUCCCGGUGCUCUCUACGGCCUUCCCUCGACCCUCACCACCUCCGUGAUAAGCACCCCGACCGCAUCAUCUACAAAUCCUCUGCUGCAGGCUACGACAGACCCUGAUAAAAUUGCAUCGAGUAUCCGAAAUGUUGUGUUGGAGGUGUCCGCCGAUAUUGAAAACAACAACCUUGUCAACGCCAGUGGCAACUCGUCCGGUUCCACCGGAAAAGGGAUUUUAAUCGGCGUUCUCUCAGCCUUUGGCUCUGCAGCCGUCGCAGUUAUCGUUUUAGCUAUCUUUUUCUUCUUUAAAUACACUCAACGCGGCAGAAUUAUCCUCGACCGGAUCGGGCGACCGGGUGAAUAUGACGACGAACAGGCGUUUGCGCGCGAGGAGGCGGAUGCGUUGGAGGUCAUGGAUGACCUAUCGCGGUCGGAGUACAUGAGGGCAAAAGCAUUUGUUGAAGCGAAUCCCCCCGAGUCAAUGCAAACCGAUAUUUCGCUAUCCCAAUUCCUUGCGAUACAAGAAAAGGGUGUCUCAGCUUGGGAAUUCCAACCCGAGCUGGAAAUCGCAAAUUGUUUCGUUGAAGCCCGGACGGAAAUUGAGUUUUUUGAUUCGGAAUGCAGCGUCCAAACGAACUUGCCUGUCCCCAAACAGAAUGACGUCUACUAUUGGGAGGCCAAGGUCUUCGACAAACCCGAAACCACUCUUGUCAGCAUUGGCAUGACUACCAAACCCUAUCCACUCUUCAGAUUGCCAGGUCUUCACAAAGCAUCAGUUGCAUACCAAUCCACCGGUCAUCGGAGACAUAACCAACCCUUUGCGCCCUCGCCAUAUGGCCCGCCGUUGACCCAAGGCGAUGUGAUUGGAGUGGGCUAUCGCCCCCGUUCCGGUACCAUCUUCUUUACGCGUAACGGCAAGAAAUUGGAGGACGUGGUUCAUGGCCAAAAGGCACAAAACUUCUUCCCAACUAUUGGUGCCAACGGGCCAUGCACGAUGCAUGUGAAUUUCGGCCAGAUGGGAUUCGUGUUCAUCGAAGCCAACGUUAAGAAAUGGGGUCUGGCUCCAAUGACGGGUAGUUUGGCCCCACCGCCCCCAUACGGCAGCGAACAAGGCAGUAUCUUACUGGAAUCUGGUCGAGAGAGUGCUGCCCAAAUUUCACACCGAGUGUAUCAAGCUGCUAGCCAAGCGCGGACGAGCACAACAGUUAGGAUUCCACCGUCUCAUAGCCCAGGACCAGUCCGGUCACCUACGGACAUUUCACUCGCUCAACUUGCCCAUAUUCCAUCACAUGAAGACGUUGGAGAAGGAUCGAGCCGGGAAAACAUUGGAGAUAAUGAGCAAGAUUCCUUGAUGUUGAAUACACAAGACAUAAACCAAUGCCCGCCUCCGGAGUACUCGAGCCCUGGAGGAAGUCGACGAGGCAGCGAUGCUUCAUCGGAUUCUUCGCCUCGAGGUCACCCACCAAUUCCUAGCUACGAUGCUGCUAUUUCACAAAACGACGAGCAUCGUUAA
Messenger RNA from Aspergillus wentii DTO 134E9, 1518 nucleotides. RefSeq lists its product as uncharacterized. Lineage: Eukaryota; Fungi; Ascomycota; Eurotiomycetes; Eurotiales; Aspergillaceae. The transcript is spliced from 3 exons. The record is from RefSeq and is a predicted model, not a curated record. The coding region runs from base 1 to 1518 and encodes 505 amino acids. Gene Ontology annotation, molecular function: protein binding.